ACUGCUGGUGGUAAGAAUGUUGGGGGAAUGGUCUUAGCUCUCCUUUCCAAUCCCCAUCCUUCUUGAGAGCUCUCACUGAGUUCUUCCUUCUCAGCCUCUAAGUAGCAGUUUCCCUGGCAGGGCUGUACCCCUGACUACAGCUCACCUCUGCAGCAUAACCUUCUUUUAGCUGAACAGGGUUGAGAAGAGAGAAGUCAUACGUACUUUCAACCGCUGAAGACCACUUAAUUGGCUGGGUCUGCUAAGGCCCUUUUGCAGAUUUUGGUCCUUCUGUUCCCACCGCUCUGGGGAGUUAUGCCAUGUGGACAGCAACUCCAUAAUCGGUAACUUGCCACCCUCUUUGUGGUAUUGGGAGGAAGCCAUGGACUCCACUAAGUCUGAACCCCUGAAAGGAUCACCAGAGGCUGAAGAUGGAAACAUCGAAUAUAAACUGAAGCUGGUGAACCCAUCCCAGUACCGCUUUGAGCACCUGGUGACACAGAUGAAAUGGCGGCUCCAGGAAGGCCGCGGGGAGGCCGUCUACCAGAUUGGGGUGGAGGACAACGGGCUGCUGGUGGGGCUGGCAGAGGAGGAGAUGCGGGCCUCCCUCAAGACCCUGCACCGGAUGGCGGAGAAGGUCGGGGCAGACAUCACUGUUCUCCGGGAGCGAGAAGUGGAUUAUGACAGUGACACUCCCCGGAAGAUCACGGAGGUGCUGGUACGAAAGGUCCCUGACAACCAACAGUUCCUGGACCUUCGUGUGGCCGUCCUGGGGAAUGUGGACUCAGGGAAGUCGACUUUGCUCGGAGUCCUGACCCAGGGAGAGCUGGACAAUGGGCGGGGCCGCGCGCGGCUCAACCUUUUCCGCCACCUGCACGAGAUUCAGUCUGGCCGAACCUCCAGCAUCAGCUUCGAGAUCCUGGGCUUUAACAGCAAGGGAGAGGUGGUGAAUUACAGUGACUCCCGGACGGCAGAGCAGAUCUGCGAGAGCAGCUCCAAGAUGAUCACGUUCAUCGACCUGGCGGGCCACCACAAGUACCUGCACACCACCAUCUUUGGCCUCACCUCCUACUGCCCCGACUGCGCGCUGCUGCUCGUCAGCGCCAACACCGGCAUUGCUGGCACCACAAGGGAGCAUCUGGGGCUGGCCCUGGCCCUGAAAGUGCCGUUCUUCGUCGUGGUCAGCAAGGUGGACCUGUGUGCCAAGACCACAGUAGAGAGGACCGUCCGCCAGCUAGAGCGGGUUCUCAAGCAGCCUGGCUGCCACAAGGUCCCCAUGCUGGUCACCUCUGAGGAUGAUGCCGUCACUGCUGCCCAGCAGUUUGCCCAGUCACCCAAUGUCACCCCUAUCUUCACACUGUCCAGCGUGUCUGGAGAGAGUCUGGACCUGCUCAAAGUCUUUCUGAAUAUCCUGCCACCGCUCACCAACAGCAAAGAGCAGGAGGAACUCAUGCAGCAGCUGACGGAGUUCCAGGUGGAUGAAAUCUAUACAGUACCCGAGGUGGGGACAGUAGUUGGAGGGACACUUUCCAGUGGGAUUUGCCGUGAGGGCGACCAGCUGGUGGUGGGCCCCACGGAUGAUGGCAGCUUCCUGGAGCUGAGAGUAUGCAGCAUCCAGCGCAACCGCUCCGCCUGUCGUGUGCUGCGAGCUGGUCAGGCGGCUACACUGGCCCUCGGGGACUUUGACCGUGCGCUCCUUCGCAAGGGCAUGGUGAUGGUGAGCCCCGAGAUGAAUCCCACCAUCUGCUCGGUGUUCGAGGCAGAAAUCGUCCUACUGUUCCAUGCCACCACAUUCCGGCGAGGCUUUCAGGUGACAGUACAUGUGGGCAACGUCCGUCAGACGGCCGUGGUGGAAAAGAUCCAUGCCAAGGACAAGCUGCGAACAGGGGAGAAGGCCGUGGUACGUUUCCGCUUCCUGAAACACCCAGAGUACCUGAAGGUGGGCGCCAAGCUGCUGUUCCGGGAGGGUGUCACCAAGGGCAUUGGCCACGUCACAGAUGUGCAAGCCAUUGCAGCAGGAGAGGCCCAGGCUAACGUGGGCUUCUGAACUCCAGGCAAGCACAGCUCCGUAGCUGUCCCUACAAUAUAUAAGGUGACUCUGGCCACGCUGCCCCCCCGUUGGCAGCUCUGUGUGUUAAUAGAGAGGGGUGCUCUCUGCCACCAUUCUGGCCAGGUGCCAAGCUUGGUAUGGCCGGGGAAAGGCAGCCCUGAGGGAGAAGACAGGAGAAUUCAGGGCAGUGCCCAGCAGCGUUGUCCACCUGGUUGGCUCCUCAAUCCUGGCCACCCCACCGCCUGUCUGCUGGAGAGAGCUGACCCCCGCCACCUGGGCCCACUGUCAGGACGGGGCGUGAUCCACCGGUGUGGUCCCUGCACUUCAGGAAUUGUCACAACAACUGGGGCCUCAAAGGCACUCCUUUUUCUAUACCUCCUCUCAAGACCACGUAAGUUGGCCAUCUCUACCUGACCAGACAAAAGACAUCUGCUCCUGGCCACGUGGUGGCCCAGGGUCUGAAGAAAUGGCACUGUGACAGUGCAUGGCAGCGCUCCCGUCCUGUGCUGAGACAUGAGGCCUGUUCCGCAGCUUGAUUUCUCUUCCCUUCAGUCAAGGGCCGUCUCCUCCGUGGCCCCUCGCGUAGGCCCCACAGGUGCUAUUUGUUGUGCUGGACCAGGCGCGGGGCUGCCGAGCUGAGGCUGGGCAUCCCGAAGGUCAGCUGCAUGGCAAUCAGCUCUGUCCCCUCCUCUGCAGUGAUCUGUUGGUUUUAGUGCUGGAUCAAACAGUAUGUUUUACUUGCCCAGACUGACCCGGCUCCCAUUCCUGUCACCCGCACCCUGCUUCCUGCUCCUCCAUAAGUCCUCUCGUUUUAGUGAUUUGCAGUGACCUUUCCCUCUGUUGCUGGGAACCUGGAGGAAAGGGAAAGAUGGUGCCAUAGUUCCUACUCUUUAGGGGAUGGACUCCCUCCUUUCCCUUCGUUUGUGUCCUGGGUUCCCGUGGACUCAGGGAUUUGUCGGUUGAGGUUUCUCUGCACAUAUAUAUAUAUACAUAUAUAUAUAUAAUAUACAUAUAUAUUUAAAUACACACACAUAUAUAUAUUGUACAGAAUAAAAAUGUUUUAUUGAACACACUGUGCUUAUGCUUAAGACACAGGCUCAGCUUCCAGAGCUAGACUCCUUUCUGGAUUAGACUAGUGAAACCCUAACACUGCUGAACCCUGAACGGGGAAAGAACCCAUCGGGGAUCUCAUUCGCCGUUCUUCCUUUCCUCUCCCCCAUGUCAUCAGUGUUCCUGUAUUGUGACCAAGUAUUCUGGCCUGUUUUGCAUAGUUUUUGAGUGAGCAGAAUAGAAAGUGAAACUCGCUUUAACUGAGAUCGGUAACCUCCCCAUACGUGAGGACUUGGCCAUUUGCUACUGGUUACUGUGCCUUGUCAGAGAUUUGGAGAUCAGUGUGCCAGCUACUUGAUGAAGAGUAGAAUUCAGAGACAUGGUAAUCUGUCUUCACGCUUUUUCUAGCAAUGCAAAAUAGCCUGAAGUGAGAUUUAUACAGCUUAAACUGGCUGCUUGGAGCUAUGAGGCCCACAUGCCAAACCUUAGUCCCUGCUUCCCGUUUCUGUGUUCAGAGUACCUGACUCUCACAUUUUAUGGAUAUAGAAAUAAGGCCCAAUGUUAAAGUCAACUAUAAAAAGCAGAGACUGCAUUUUGAGAACUGAUCUUUGCAAAAGAAAUGUAAUGAUAAAUGUGGCCCAAGGUCCCAAAGGACAUUCUGCCUCCAGGGUAUUAAAGUGAUAGCUUUCCUGCCACUCAAGCUCCACUGCUUUUUAAAAUAUGACUGGUUUAACUUCCUACUAAGAAGCCUGGGGUUGAAGACCACCCUCCUGUGUUGGGAACUAAGAGCUGUUUACUUCUAUACAGUUGCUGAGCUAUGAAAAAGGUUACAUUCAGCAAAAAAAGUAUGUUUUGUUUUUGUUUUGGGGAAGCAACCAAGUUACGCUCAGAAACUGAUUUGUCUUUGCCAGUAAUUUACUCAGCUCAAGUUUGCUGUUGAGAAUUAUAAUUUCACAAGCCAAUAGCGUACAGUUUAGUAUCUCUUAAUAAGCCAAAUAAAGAAGUAACAUACUCCAAACAAACGACAAAUUAAUCACACUACUGCUCCUGGCAAGGGGAGGUGAAGGAGUAAAGUCUAAAUUUAAUAUGAAGUGUGCCUUUUUAUAUACCAGGAGGCAGUUGGGAGAGCUGGCGACCAACCAAAAAGCUGAUUUUCAGCUGCCAGCACAAAAGUAAAAGUCCCCUGUUGCUAUAGCACGUUGCUAGGGAACAAGGACAUCAGUGUUAGCAGGAGGGCUGAGCUGCUCCAGGAUUGUGCCAACUGGUAGGAGCAAAUGUCUCAGGGGUCUUCGGAGAGUUU
Rhinolophus ferrumequinum (greater horseshoe bat) is the source of this 4379-nucleotide messenger RNA. RefSeq names its product GTP binding protein 2 (gene GTPBP2). Gene Ontology annotation, molecular function: GTP binding; translation elongation factor activity; GTPase activity. NCBI's taxonomy places the organism in Eukaryota, Metazoa, Chordata, Mammalia, Chiroptera, Rhinolophidae. The transcript has 12 exons. The record is from RefSeq and is a predicted model, not a curated record. Bases 362 to 2026 code for a protein of 554 amino acids. Gene Ontology annotation, biological process: translational elongation.